Molecule: messenger RNA, 2681 nt
Organism: Saprolegnia diclina VS20
Lineage: Eukaryota; Oomycota; Saprolegniomycetes; Saprolegniales; Saprolegniaceae
Exons: 2
Coding region: 56-2491 (811 amino acids)
Molecular function (GO): protein binding
Source: RefSeq, a predicted model, not a curated record
UGGUUGAUCAUCCCAAUCGACAAGUGUCGGUUGGCCGCGUAACGUCAACUACUCUAUGGCGUCGGCCGAGUGGAACAUCGUCGUCGAUGACGACGGCAAGGCGGUGUACGUCCACGCGACGACGGGCGAGGUGUCGUGGGAGGCGCCGGCGAACACGAGCGAGUGGGAAGAAAUUGUCGACGUCUAUGGCUCGGGCCACACGUACUAUGUCAACAAGCGCACGAACGAGAGCCGGUGGGAGCUCCCAACCGAGCCGGAGUGGGUUUCGAUUCGCCCCGCAACCGCCGACACUGACGCGGCAACGUACGUCAAUCAGUACACGCUCGCCCUCUCGACGUCGCACCCGCAGUCGGCGAUGGACCCGCAAGUGCACGCAGUGUUGACGCCCGACGUGGUCGCGUCGCUCGCUCUGCCGCCGGAUCAAGAUGCCAAGCUCCAAGCUCUGCUAAAUCGUCCCAAGAGCAUCUACAAGAUCGGACCACCGCCCGCGAGCAUGCUGCACAUCAUGAGCGCGUCGCCGUCCUUCUUUGCGAAUCUCGACUCGGACAUGGCGUCAUCGACAUCGCCGAAAAGUCGAGGGCUCGCGAAGACUGGGUCCUUCAACUUUGAGGCGCUUGAGGCGACGGCGGUCUUUGAAGCGAAUGAACACAGUGACGACGAGAUGCAGCAGAACGACGACAUUCUCGAGCAAAGCCGGCUCUUGGAUGCUGCGCGGCCAACGGCCGAGACCAAACCACUCUCUUCACGGAGCAACACAAGCGCCCGCUCGGUGCGCAAAGAGCCCUCAACGACCGAGAGCGCGCAUCAGGCGGAUGACGUAGCGUUGCUUAGCCACCGAAGCAGCCAGAGCCGCUACGACGCCUUCUCGACGACGCCGCUUCCAAGCCAUCGAAGCAGCCAAGGCGCAGAGCCUGCGGCAAAGAGCGAACACGUCGCUGAUGCCUUUUUGGAAGCAACACGAGUCGCGGUGAACGACCCGCUGCCAGCGACACCGAACGCGGAAGUCGUCGGGUCGGCUCGUAUCGAUACUAUGGAGGAAGACCGCGCGUUAGAGAAUGACGAAGACGUGCUGCCUGAUGCAACGGACGCUUCGGCGGUGCCUUUGAACCCUCCAAAAUCAAGUCGGCUAGAUCCUGAGAGCGAAGAAGGCAUCGUGGCGCCACUUACAAUGACUGCGCUCCCUCAAGAGGAUUUACCCGUCGUACCGCCGAGUGAUGGCAGCCUGGCAACACAGUCCGUUCCCAGCGACACCGCUUCGCCAGUACCAGACGCCACCGCGUCGGUAGAGCCCGUGGCAGCUUUUGUUGCUGCUGAAGUCGCGCCGGAACCGUCGAUGUCUUCUCGCAGUAUGCCUUCUGCAAGUCCUUCUCCGAGACAGGCCAGUCCUCGAACAGAUACUACGCCGAUACCGAUAUCCGCGCGUGCUGUGGUGACAGCAUCUGGUCUCGCUCACGACUCACCUGCACCAGUGGCGCCGAUUCUAGAACCAGCUUCCUUGCCACCGACACCAGAACCAGCUCCCUCACCACCGACACAAGUGCCAGCACCCAUGGCACCGACGUCAGCAGAAACAGUCGAGACGACAUUAGCGCCAGCUUCGGUAGUGACGACACCGCGCACCGAGCCCCCGCGCCCCCUCGUGCGUCAAAGCGAGUCUCGCAUUGCGUCCCGGGCGCAACUGGCGUCGUGGCAGACGAUUUACAACCGGGCAUCCAACCAGUAUUACCACUGCAUCGAAGCCAUUGCGCAGCACAAGGAGCUCAAAAUGCACCUUCUCCAAGAAGAACAUGACGCCCGCGAGGCCAAGAAGCGCGCUGUCGCGCUGCAGCUGCAAUCGGCGCCAUACUCGACGUUCGACGUCAUGGGUCGCCAAAUUGUUGGCUACGAUGUCAAGAAGCACCUUCAAGACCUCUUCAACGAGCCUGGGCGUUACGAAGCCGAGGCCAACGCGGCCCGCCGAGUCAAGUACGAAACCCUACAAGCCGACCAUCCCAGUGCAAAGUGGGCCAAGCACUGGCGACAGCUGCAUCUACCACCGACCAUAUCCCCUGCUGAGAUUCAGCAGCGCGUCGUCUCGGACCGCAACGGCGCGGGCGACACCUUGCUGCAUUUGGCGGCGGCGCGCGGGUAUCUCCCAAAAGCAAAAAUGCUCAUCUCGCUGGGCGCCAACGUCAACUUGGUUGACAACAGCGUCUCUCGGUUGACGCCGUUGCAUGAAGCCGCGAGCGCUGGCAACGCCAACAUGGUCAAGCUGCUCUUGAGUGCGGGUGCCGACUGGACGAUACAGGACGCCAGUGGGGACUUGCCGCUGCAUCUCGCGUGUCGCGGUGGCUUCUCGACUGUUGUCAAGGUGCUCUUGCACGCUGAUGCUGACCUCUACUCGCUGCAGCUACGCAACUUCAAAGGCAAGACGCCCCUUCACAUCGUCACCAAUCCAUCUCUGCUGCACUUUUUACACGAGCUUGUGACGGCGUCGCAGCAACGACACUAAGCCUCUUCGUACGCCAACUCUCCAUGUGCCGCUUCAGCAUCUUGAAGCGAAGAGUGUUCAGUCAGACAUGGGGCAUUAAGUCGAAGCAUUACAUUAUACCAGUCGACCAUAAUAGAAUCGUCGUCAAAUAGCGGGGUCAGGGCUGCAAGGUCAACCAAAUAAUAGCUGUUGCGCUCUUGUUUCUUGGAUA